Durusdinium trenchii is the source of this 873-nucleotide messenger RNA. NCBI's taxonomy places the organism in Eukaryota, Dinophyceae, Suessiales, Symbiodiniaceae. The record is from the annotation of a GenBank genome assembly.
AUGGCGAUCUUGGAUCAGGAACACCAGCAGCGGAUCCCUGUGAAGGUCACAGCCUUCCGUCAGUUUGCUGCGAACUUGAUGGCUCAGCUGACGGAGCAGCUGUGCCUCGAGUUUGAGCGCGAGGUCAGUGCCAUGACUGAGGACUUGGUACUCUACCAAGGUGAGCUCGCCAGGUGUGGAGAACUUUUGGCGCAUCAGCUGGGCCGGGAGAGACAAUUGCAUGGCAUGUUGGAAAGUAUGGCGGGCAGCACUGGAAGCCUCGCUGUUUCCGCUGGUGAACUUGGAAAAAAUGCACCGAACGAAGCGUCUCGUCGACAGUUGCAUGAGCUUGUGGAGCAGCUAUUCGGUCACAGUACCAAUUUGCUCAGCAAUACCGUGAACGGCGUGAAUGAGGCAUAUUCAGUGGCCCAUAGCCACUUGACGCUUGCAAAGGAGUUGCGGGCUCAAACUCACAACGCUGAAAUGGAGCUGAAUCGGAUCAUGGCUCUCCUCGGUGCACCACCAGCGGCUGGGCGUUGCAGCCCACCACAGACAGCUGUGCCUGGGCAACUGUCGCCCAUACCGCAGGCCAAAGGGGUGCAGAAUUCAGCGCGUGCAGCUGCAGUGGCGAUUGGCCCAAGACCAGUUGGAAUCGAAGGUGCACCUUCGACGUGUCCAACCGCGUGUCCACUCACACUCGCACAGAGUCCCGUGGGCCUGCCGCCGGCACGGGCACUUGGAGGACCUGUCCACGGUGCCAGUGGGCUGGUUACUCCUGGCAACAAGGCUGAGGCCACUUGCAUCAAAUGCGGAAGCACAUACGCCGCCGAUUCAAAUUUCUGUCGCAGAUGUGGCCACAAGCGGAUAGAGGCCUUCCUGCCUGAUCACACCUAG